AUGACGUUUGGCCUGCUCUCUUUUCUUUUUCCCCUUUCUUUUUUCACUCGUUGGAUUGGCCUGAAAACGGCUGAAGAAAAGGUUAAAAAUAAGCACCUUGCCAUCCCACCAAACAACCGCGUUGGUUGGUUCGGGACACUAUCUUCCAUGUGGACACUACCACGAACUUUCGUCGCCAACCGGCUGGAUUGGCUGUGUCGAGUCACCAAGCGCGGAUUUGUACGGGAGCGAGCAGAACCAUCUGAAAACUCGAGACUAACUGGUAACCCAGGCAUCGGGAAUGACGACACAAUUGCAAAGUCUGAAAAGACCCUACGGGUCAGAGACGGCACGCAUCUGUUCGAUGUCGAAUGCUUAUCUGAGAGUGUCCACCUGUCCCUCUUUGGGACAUUCGGCCUUUCAGCUCUACCAAAACAGAUCUAG
Molecule: messenger RNA, 423 nt
Organism: Neurospora tetraspora
Lineage: Eukaryota; Fungi; Ascomycota; Sordariomycetes; Sordariales; Sordariaceae
Exons: 3
Coding region: 1-423 (140 amino acids)
Source: RefSeq, a predicted model, not a curated record